Pisolithus orientalis is the source of this 213-nucleotide messenger RNA. RefSeq lists its product as uncharacterized. The record is from RefSeq and is a predicted model, not a curated record. The transcript has a single exon. The annotation marks the transcript as partial. Lineage: Eukaryota; Fungi; Basidiomycota; Agaricomycetes; Boletales; Pisolithaceae.
UCCUUCCUGGACAACAGAACUCACCACCUUGCCAUUGUUCACAUCAACACCAUCAUACAAGCAGCACAUUUAAUUCCUAUUUUUGGUCAGGAGCAUGCUCCACUGCCCAUUAGCUUCAAUAACUCAUUGAACGUUUACUGCAGAUUCUACAUUAAUCAUUUUGUGGACCACCAUGCAUUCAAGCUGUCAUUUUCAUGCCAUUACUUAGUUUAA